Molecule: messenger RNA, 6664 nt
Organism: Cataglyphis hispanica
Lineage: Eukaryota; Metazoa; Arthropoda; Insecta; Hymenoptera; Formicidae
Product: breast cancer type 2 susceptibility protein homolog
Exons: 12
Coding region: 421-6561 (2046 amino acids)
Biological process (GO): regulation of DNA-templated transcription; double-strand break repair via homologous recombination
Cellular component (GO): nucleus
Source: RefSeq, a predicted model, not a curated record
UACUUGCGUCGUAUGUAGCGUUCAAGUUGCCUAACUGCGUAUUUUCUUUGUGCAAAAUGAAGUCAUAUGAGAUUUACAUGUUGCAUGAGGGAAAUUCAAAAGAAAAACAAGCGCUGACAAAUACUCGCCACGUGACACGAGCAUAAUUAGCAUAAUGGGCACGAAUAGUUGCAUUUCACGCGAUUGUGUUAUUGCCGGUUGAGAAAGUUAUAACGGUAUUAAAUAUAAAUUUAUGUCUUGUUUUGUCGCAUUGUCUUCACAUGUAUUCAAAAUGACGUCAUUAGAAUAGUGCAGUGGCGCGCAAAAAUUACACGAUCUUUGUGAAUACGAUACACGAGCAAACAGAUGGAAAUUUGAAGUGAAUCGAUAAAUAAAGUGCAAGUAAUACAAAGUUUGGAAGCUGACGAUUAUAAUACAAUCAUGGAUUUAUCAACAAUUGACAACAUUGAAAAUGAAUCCGAUGAAUUAUUCUCAGAUGACGAACAAAAAAGAGAGAUCAAAUGUGAUGCCCUUUUAAAUCGAUUUGAAACAGCAUGUGCUAAUACCAGCAUAAUAUCAAGUGAUGAUGUAAUUCCACAUACACCAUUGAGUUUGUUACCCCUUUUAAGUAAGAUACAUGAACAGUGGAGCAGUGAUUUUGAAACACCACAAGCUCAGUCACAUAUAAAAAAACUAUUAACAAGCACAACAGAAAAAACAGAAGAAACACCUAAACUUAAACAACAUACACCUGAUAUUUCAACAGUUAAAAGCAUAGACAAAAUUAUCUCUGAUUCUCCUGUUAUUGCAGGAGAAUCCAGAGCAUCACGAAGACGCUCCAAACGUCGUAUAUUUAGAGCUUCUAUAUCUAUAGAUCCGUUAGUUGCAACUAAGAAUGAAGAUAUUACUAUAAAUGUACCAAUAGAAACAUCUUCUAUUUCUGAAAAUUUUAAUUCUGCAGUACAGAAUAUUGUUACAAAUGUUACAAAAUCUAUUACAACUAUUGAUAAUUUUGAAGAUUGUGAAUUUAAAGUUCUGAAUAAAAUUGAAAACUCAUGUAAUAAUGAGGAAUUAGAAAAUCUUACAAACACUGCACCUGACAGUUUGGAUACAUCAACGCAAGAAUUUUUUAAAAAUGCCUCAUUCAGUAAUAUAGAUCAAAUAUGCUUUAACACUUUUGAUAAUCAAACAACAACAGUCCAGCCUAAUGUGCAUUAUAAUCAGAGAAUCAAAGAUAUUGAUAAAGAAAGAAAUAUUGAAGAGAAUAAAAAUAUAGGUUUCUUUACUGCUCAUGGUGCUUCAAUUAAUGUCUCAAAGCAGGCAGUAUUUAAAGCAAAAAGAUUGUUUGCAGAUGCCUUUGAUAUAGAAGAAACUCAAGCACAGAAUUAUGAAUCAUUCGCCAAAAGAAAUUCUAAUGAACAGAAAAAUAAGCAUUUAUCAUCCUUUUCAAUUGCUGAUACUGUUUCCAUAAAUACUACAAAAGAAAUAUUAUCCAAAUCAGAGCGACUAUUUACAGAACAUUUGAAAACUACUAGUGGUGCUUCCAUCUCGAAGAAAGCAUUGUCGAAAACAAAACUAUUAUUAGUAGAUGAAUCAGAAAAAGAUAAUGAUAAAUUAAUAAAAUAUUCUGAAAGAUCACUCACAGAUAAAAAUUUUAUGAAAUUAAACAACAUGAUUGUGCCAUUAUUUUCCACGGCUGGUGGUAAACCUAUUAAUAUCUCAGAAAAAUCACUAACCAAAGCAAAAAUGUUAUUAGCGGAUGAUUUAGAAAAAGAAAAUGAUAUAUUAAUGAAAUGUCCUGAGAAAUCACUUACAGAUGCAAGUUCUGUGAAACCAAACAAUAUAACUUUAUCAUUAUUUUCUACAGCUGGUGGUAAACCUAUCAGUAUCUCAGAAAAAUCACUAACCAAAGCAAAAAUGUUUUUAGCGGAUGAAUCAGAAAAAGAAAAUGAUAUAUUAAUAAAAUAUCCUGAGAAAUCAUUUACAGAUACAAAUUCUAUGAAACCAAACAAUGUGACUUUAUCAUUAUUUUCCACAGCUGGCGGUAAACCUAUCAAUAUCUCAGAAAAAUCACUGGCUAAAGCAAAAAUGUUAUUAGCAAGUGAAUCAGAAAAAGAAAAUGACAUAUUAAUAAAAUGUCCUGAGAAAUCAUUUACAGAUGAAAAUUCUAUGAAAUCAAACAACAUGACUUUACCAUUAUUUUCCACAGCUGGUGGUAAACCUAUCAGUAUCUCAGAAAAAUCACUAACCAAAGCAAAAAUGUUAUUAGAGGAUGAAUCAGAAAAAGAAAAUGAUAUAUUAAUAAAAUAUCCUGAGAAAUCAUUUACAGAUACAAAUUCUAUGAAACCAAACAAUGUGACUUUAUCAUUAUUUUCCACAGCUGGCGGUAAACCUAUCAAUAUCUCAGAAAAAUCACUGGCUAAAGCAAAAAUGUUAUUAGCAAGUGAAUCAGAAAAAGAAAAUGACAUAUUAAUAAAAUGUCCUGAGAAAUCAUUUACAGAUGAAAAUUCUAUGAAAUCAAACAACAUGACUUUACCAUUAUUUUCCACAGCUGGUGGUAAACCUAUCAGUAUCUCAGAAAAAUCACUAACCAAAGCAAAAAUGUUAUUAGAGGAUGAUUUAGAAAAAGAAAAUGAUAUAUUAAUAAAAUAUCCUGAGAAAUCAUUUACAGAUGAAAAUUCUAUGAAAUCAAACAACAUGACUUUACCAUUAUUUUCUACAGCAGGUGGUAAACCUAUCAGUAUCUCAGAAAAAUCACUGGCUAAAGCAAAAAUGUUAUUAGCAAGUGAAUCAGAAAAAGAAAAUGACAUAUUAAUAAAAUGUCCUGAGAAAUCAUUUACAGAUGAAAAUUCUAUGAAAUCAAACAACAUGACUUUACCAUUAUUUUCCACAUCUGGUGAUAAACCUAUUAGUAUCUCAGAAAAAUCACUAACUAAAGCAAAAAUAUUAUUAGAGGAUGAUUUAGAAAAAGAAAAUGAUAUAUUAAUAAAAUAUCCUGAGAAAUCACUUACAGAUGCAAGUUCUGUGAAACCAAACAAUAUAACUUUACCAUUAUUUUCUACAGCAGGUGGUAAACCUAUCAGUAUCUCAGAAAAAUCACUAACCAAAGCAAAAAUGUUUUUAGCAGAUGAAUCAGAAAAAGAAAAUGACAAAUUAAUAAAAUAUCCAGAGACUUCAUCUACAGAUGAAUAUUCUAUGAAACCAAACGUGACUUUACCAUUAUUUUCCACGGCUGGCGGUAAACCUAUCAAUAUCUCAGAAAAAUCACUGGCUAAAGCAAAAAUGUUAUUAGAGGAUGAUUUAGAAAAAGAAAAUGACGUAUUAAUAAAAUGUCCUGAGAAAUCAUUUACAGAUGGAAAUUCUAUGAAAUCAAAUAAUAUGACUUUACCAUUAUUUUCCACAGCUGGUGGUAAAUCUAUCAGUAUCUCAGAAAAAUCAUUGGCUAAAGCUAAAAUAUUAUUUUCAGAACAAUUAGAUACUACUAUUGAACAGAUCAAACAAUGCGACAUACAUACUUCAAAUAUUAGUUCUUGCACUGCUUCUGAUGAAAAGAUUAAAAGAUGCGAUUUAAAAACUUCAUAUGGUAAACUUUAUUUGGAAAGCGAUCAAGAGAUAACAGUUUCGAAUAAUAUUCUAUUAAAAUCACAAACAUUCUUCUUUAACAAGCAUCCAGAUGAUAAUAGCUCUGAUUUGAGGUGUACAUCAUUGCAAAAGCGCAACAGUGAUUCCGACGACAUACUCUUGGGCAGGAACUGCCCUUCUGAAUCAAAAAAAGCUCGUAUCAGUAAUGAAUUUCAAGCUAGAAAAUUAUUUUCCGACAAUCUGGAUAUCGAUACGAAUAAUGACAAGAACCAAAAUCCAAACGAGAAAAAGCAAGCUGAUUUAAUUAUAAAUUCUGCCUUAAGAUCGCCUGAAAGAAAUGCUGUUGAACCAAUCGAAUUGGAUGUGGCGAAUAGUCCUGUUUUAGGAACACGUUCGAGGAAACGGAAAGAUUUAGGACAUCGGAGAAACAAAUAUAGUGCAUUACGAGCGGAUAAAAUAACUCUAGAUAAUGUAGAGAAUGUCGUACACGAAAACGUAUUUUGUAACAAUGAAUUAGAUAUGGAGAUGCAAAAAUCGAUGCAGACGGAGAAACAAAAGGCAGAAAGCAAUACGGAAUGGAACGAGUACGGCGAUACUCAGUUAAUGAUGUAUUUCGUCGACGAAUCAGCGAGGAUACUGCAGGAUCGCUUGAUGGCCGCGUUCGAUCAAGAGAAGAUAAUCACCACGAAAAGGAGACGCGGAUCGAAGCAAUCGAUCGGCCAUCUGUAUCGUUACAAGCAAGAUAAUUCUAACGCUCGUUUAUCGUUGAGAGAACUCAGCAAAGGCGCGCCGCCUGUGCCACUCUCGUAUCAGGAACUCGUCGAUCGACAAAUAUCGCCGAAUAUUCUGGCGAUCACCGCCGCGGCAGCUGCGUCGUACACAUUCCGAUGCUCUGAUUUCUACGGGAACGAAGUGGCGCGGACUAACGUUCGCGGAAUAGAAAUGGAAGACGAGGUGCGUCUGAUUCUGGAUGAGAACGGUUACGCGGGAAUUUGGGAGUUUCUCCGCGCUUUCCUCGCAAGUCCGGGCGUAAAUCCAAAUCUCGUUCCCGCACGCUGGGUCGAGAACCAUUACCGGUGGAUUGUAUGGAAAUUGGCAUCGAUGGAUAGAAUGAAAUUCGGCUCAGCCGAGUUACCUAGGGCAUUAACACCUUCGCACGUGAUGGCGCAAUUAAAGUAUCGAUACGAUCGAGAGAUUGAUCAGUUUCAACGAUCGGCAAUAAGACGUAUCUUGGAAAAAGACGACGUCGCGUCUAAGAGAAUGAUUUUAUGCGUGUCAUCUAUAGUAGAAAAUAAUAAUGUAAACACGGAGAUAGGGAAGAGUCCGCGCGUAGGAGUACCAAAGUGGAGAAUAGAAUUAACCGAUGGCUGGUACAGUAUACCUAUUUGUAUCGAUAUAGGAUUGGUGAAGAGCAUAUCGACUGGCAAAAUAAGAGAAGGCACGAAAUUGGUAGUGUCCGGUGCGGAAUUAUUAAAUUGCGAUCAAGGUUUCUAUCCACUGGAGGCACCGGCUACCGUAUGCUUAAAAUUGCACACAAAUUCAACCAGGCGCGCACGAUGGUACGCGAAAUUAGGAUACGCGCCACGUUCGGGACCGAUACCCAUCAAGUUAUGUAAUGUAUGUCCGAGCGGCGGUUUAAUCGGCAAAAUGACAAUUAUUGCCGCUAGGGUGUAUCCGACGUUAUAUCACGAGAAAACCGCAUCCGGAGAUUCGGUUGUUCGAAACGCUAAGUGCGAGGAAAAAGUGCAAAGCACGUACGAACAGCAAUGUUUGUCCAAGAUAGAGACAUUUUAUGCUAACGUGGAGAAAGAUUUUCAAGAAGGACUCACUCGAGAAACUGAAGAUUACGAAAGCUCGUCUACGAAGGAAUCCGUCUCGAAGAAACGACGCAGCGAAGAAUUAUUGCAAGAAUUACACCAGAAAAAGGAGAGAUUCAUGCAAGACGUACAAUCAAAAUUGCGCCAAAAUUUGCCGAGGCCGCGACAAGUUUCUCAGUUGCUUAAAGUUCGCGUAUGCGACGAGAAUGUAAACGCGAUUUUAUCAAUCUGGUCGCCCAGCGAAGAAGUUGUGAGUGCUCUCAAAGAAGGAGCGUGUGUCUCGCUCUAUAACGUCGUCGCUUCUGGAAAGAGAGGAACCGAAUUGCAACUCACCGCGCGCCGGUCCUCAAUUUUUAAACCGGUAAAGAUGCACGCUAUGUCAUAUCCUGUUAGAGUAUGCACAUCUUUUUGCGAAAUGGCCAAUUUCGAAUUUGUUCCACCUUACGGAGAAUUCGACACGGUUGGUUUUGUCUGUUUCGUCGGUCCUGCCCCUUAUGGCAUGAAAGAUUUCGAAGUCGCACAUUUAGCGUAUCCGAAAACGGAUUCGAACGAUUCCUCGUACCUCUCGAUAUUGUUUUGGCAAGGCGUAGCUAGUUAUGGCUACACAGAGAUUCUUACUGUCGGAUCUAUUGUGGCAUGUAGUAAUUUAGAGUGGCGAAGAGCAACUUCAUGGAAUAUCCCAGCGGCGUAUUGCACGGACAGAACAAUUUUUACAUGUAAUCCUCGCCGAAAUCAUCUAUACGAAUCCUUUGAAAAUUUGCAAAAUCUGAUCACGGAUCCAGUUAAGUAUGCUGAAAGAUGUAGUUCCACGCUUAAUAUGGAAUUGCAAAAGAAAUCAACACCGACGCAUUAUAUAGCGGGUAAAAAUACUCCGAUUAAAAUAUGCAAUUCGAUCACACCAAACAUGGAGAAGAGAUUAGUCGACUAUACGUCGCCGUUGGUGGCACCGAAAUUAGGAGCCGGCAGUAACUCGAGUUUUAUCGCAUCUAAUCCUUCGAUCCAGAGACGACUCGAGAAACUUCAAUAUUAUGGCGAAGCACCCGAAUUAUCUCCUCUUAUACUCAGAAAAUCCAAAAGGGUUUCUUUGAAUUUCCAAUCGCCCGUUCGCACCUCGAUGAAGGAUACAUCGAGUACUAAAGAAUCCGAAAAUCAAAGUUCAUCCGAUGCAUCAAAAAAACAAUGAUGUAAUCACAAUUUACACAUUUGUUUUCAUUCUAGUUAUAAGUGAAAGUAUUGUAAAAAUUUGUUAAUUAUUAUAUAAAUAUAAACUAUUUCGUUUUUACAUA